This is a messenger RNA of Actinia tenebrosa (Australian red waratah sea anemone), 1649 nucleotides long. RefSeq lists its product as uncharacterized. Lineage: Eukaryota; Metazoa; Cnidaria; Anthozoa; Actiniaria; Actiniidae. The record is from RefSeq and is a predicted model, not a curated record.
CGUGCUAUUGUCCCGGGUGUCGUAUUCACUGUUUUCCUGCCAGGGCUUGUAUGUUGCAGUACUUUCAGUCUUUUAAAUAAGUAAAAUGGCAUUCUUUUCACUCAAAUUUCGUGUUAAUAGCACAAUAAGGUGUAUGUGUUCAGUCGUACCCGUUCGUGUUCGAUCGAUUUCCAACAAUCCUGUCCAAACACAACAACGAUUACAGUCGACCAACGCACCAGCAUCAAAUCGAUUUGCUUUAACCAUUGCACAGAAAGCACAGUUCGAAAACGAAGGAUACGUCGUUGUGAAUGAUGUAUUCGACAAGGAACACAUUCAAAGGAUGAAGGAUGUCCUUGAUGAAUGCGAGGAAAAGGCUAGAUCCAUGACCAAAUCAACCAACCAUUUCACGUUGGAUCCACAUCACACCCCUGAAAACCCGAUGCUACAGCGUGUACACAUUCCCUCGUUACUUUUCCCUGUCUUUGAAGACACAAUUCGUCAUGAACGCUUAUUGGAUAUCGUCGAACAGCUGAUUGGUCCAAAUAUUCGGUACAUAAAGCAAGACAAAGUCAACCUUAAGUUACCAAAAGGUACAGGGUUCCCAAUCAAGUGGCAUCAAGACUGGGCUUUUAAUCCUCACACCAAUCAAAAGAUCCUCAUGGCUYGUGUGUCUAUCGACGACACAACCAAAGAAAACGGAUGUCUUCAAGUCGUUCCAAAAUCACAUAGAGGUCCUUUGCUAUCACACUUCAAAGAUGGCGAAUUUGCAUCAGCUAUAAACGACUCAAGAUUUGAUCCAAGCUCUGCAGUUCAUCUUGAGGUUCCCUCUGGAGGAGUGAGCCUGCACCACGUUCAAGCCAUCCAUGGGUCAGCGGCAAACUUAUCUGAAAAGAAAAGGCGGCUCUAUGUUUAUCAGUAUUGCUCAACCGAUGCAUGGCCUUUAUUGGGUGUGAGCUCCUUGGAGUGGGGAAACACGGKACCACUAGAUUGGAACAGGUUUACUUCUACUUUGGUUCGUGGAGAAGUCACAUUUUACCCAAAAAUGGAGUCCAUUCCGAUCUGUCUUCCUAUUCCAUUUGAUAAGGGAUAUGUUUUCGAGCAUGCCGACAACAUCAAAUCUUCUCAUGAAAAUCCAAAGUAAUUUGGGUUUUCAUAGACAUUUUCUGAUAGUGAACACUGGUGAAUUCUGGUCUAGCUUGGGUAUAACUACAUCGUUUGUUCAUCAUACCUUGAUAUAUGGUGCUUGUUUGUACCCAAGCUAGACAACGAUGCAUAGUCUUAUUUAUCAACUUUUAAUUAUUCUAAUUAAUCAAAAAAACAAAUUAUUUUCUACAAUAUAUAUAUAUAUACAUAUAUAUGUGUGUGUGUGUGUGAAGCGCACGCAUUGAAUAAUGACCAAUCAACCUGCCGGGUCUCCAGAGUUAUAUUUCUCAAUCCUGUGCCUUCAAAACAUCAAACACCCUCUGGAUCCCAGGGGACAGGGGAAUCGUGGCCAAUAAUCCCAAGAGCAAAGAGUUCAAAGUGGACGGCACCGUGUUUUAAUACGGUUUUAGAGCAGGGGAACUAAAAGGGGAAAAACUGUUUUGACGAUAUUUCGUGUAAAACUCCUAUUAUAAUUACACUAAUCCUCAAACAAAAUUAUUAGAUUAAAUUUUUUUUUAAACUAC